Schistosoma rodhaini is the source of this 2002-nucleotide messenger RNA. NCBI's taxonomy places the organism in Eukaryota, Metazoa, Platyhelminthes, Trematoda, Strigeidida, Schistosomatidae. The record is from the annotation of a GenBank genome assembly.
AUUUCUUCAUAUCGUUUUAAGGUAUUUACAAUAAAGAAUACAUGAUAGGAUUAUUUGUACUGGCUGACACGUUAUAUUCAUUUAAAAAAAGGAAAUACUUACAUCCAUGUUUCUGUCAAUCUGUUUUGACAAAAAACAACAAUAAUGGAAUGAACUGGUAUUUGGUAGUUGUGGGAGUAAAACAGUUGGAGCAUAAUUGAAUAGUCAAGCUGUAUAAAUGAAUUUAUCUGAACGAGGUUAUCAUCAUUAUAACCCAUCCUCUUCUUCUUCUUCUUCUUCUGAAGUAGCAUUAAAUCUUCAAAUUUCAAAUUCUUCUCUUUCACUUAAUAAAAAUCAAACAAAACGUGAUCAAUUCAGCAUCAAUGAAUUGAUUCAAUGUCCAAAGCAUCGAACAUCUGAGUUGGGCUGUUUCAAAAAUCAAAUCACUAUAAGCAGAAUAAAUCAAGAGAGUAAUAAUAAAACAAGUUUAAUGAAUUCCCAUCAUGCUACUAAGUUAUCAACGAUUAUGAAUUCAUCAAAUCAAUUUAUAAAAGAUUCCAAUAUAAAUAUAAUCGAAAAAACAGAAAAUUUCUGGAGUAGUCCAGAAAUGGAAGUUUUGAAACAUCGUCUUCAAGAACAUUUAAAUCGAAUUAAAAAUACAACAUUGAAUACAUCAUUAUUGAAUUAUCAUUCAAAAACUGAAUUAAUCAAGCUUCCAGUAACUGAUAAAUCAGUAACAACAACAUUUGAAGGUCAAAAACAGUUAGCAAAUAAAAAGUUUAUAGUUAAUUCAAAUCAGUCAAAUGCUAAAGAUCCGUAUAACUACUUAGAUUUAAAAGGUUGUAUAAAAUCAGAAUUCAGUGCAUUUCAUCUAGUACAUAGUAGACAAAUACCUUCUGGAUAUAUUGAUGCUAAUCCUAUGAAUAGUACUAGUACACACACAAAACAUUUAAAUACAGAAAUGUACAACGAUAAAUUUACCGAUCUCUCUAACUCAUUUCAACAAUUAAAAACAAAUAUAUUUUACACAUAUUCAACUAAAUCACCAGUUUCACAAUCAGAUAUAAUCUAUUCUAAACACAAUAUUACUAAUGAAAUAGCUCCAAAUUCCUUUUUACAAUCUUUAGAUACACAUGAUUCACAUUAUUCUGGACAACUAUACAAUCAGUUAAAAAGAACUGAAUUUAAUUCUACCACUGAACACUUGGAUAAAAUGAAAUCAAACAUCAAUUCACCAAAUAUUCCUAAAGUUACUGUUCCUGGUAUUGAGGAAAGCAAAAAGUGUCAAUUAAAACCAUCAACUAUAUUUUCAUCAUUCAAAACAACAAUAAUGACAACAAUAACUACUACUAAUAGUACAACAACUACGACUACUACCACAUCCUCUGCCUUAAAUCAAGAGCAAAGACAGAGAAGAUCGAAUUUCAAUAAGAAAUGUCAAAAAUGUCCAUGUUUCAAUUGUCAAUUAGCGCGCAAUAUAAAAUCUAUCGAUAGAGUUAACAGUAACAAUAAAGAUACCUUCAAUAGUUUCAAUGUUGAAACAUUGAAUUUAGAUAAUAGAAAAUUAAUACAUAAAGCAGUGCAUUUAUGUAAUUUAUGCGGUAAAACAUAUAGUAAAACAAGUCAUUUAAAAGCUCAUUUACGAUGGCAUAAUGAUGAAAGACCAUUUCAAUGUAUAUAUGAAUUAUGUAAUAAAGCAUUUACUAGAUCCGAUGAAUUACAACGUCAUAUACGUACACAUACUGGUGAAAAACGUUUCACAUGUAGUAUAUGUAAUAAACGUUUUAUGCGUAGUGAUCAUUUAAGUAAACAUCGUAAAACACAUGAAGUAUUAAGAAGUAAUCUACUACCAAAAAACCAACAAACAGAUGAUACAGUAAAUUAAUGAAACUAUUGAUUAGGAAGAUAUGCAUUUAUUUUUUUUUGGAAACUAACAAAUACAAUUCUUAAAUGCUUCCAACUGGAUCCUUUCCAUCAACCUCAAACUAAGUUCCAUAAUACUGUCGUCAUAAAAUUAUGUUAG